AGAUUAAACACCACAUCGAUCUUUUCGUGUUACUUCACAUCGCCGUCUCUCUCUCUCACACUAGAGUUAUCCUCUCUUCACCUUUCUUGCAGCGCUUCUCUGUUUCUGCCCUACAUCGCGAAACCUUUUCGAUUAAAAAUAAAAGUAAAGAAAAGAAAAAGGGAAAACAAUGUCUUCCGUGUCGAACAAGUUUCUCGUGGCCGUGCUCGCUGUGCUCGUGCUGGUGGCGUCCAUCGCCGCAGCACAGGGCUCGGGCUGCCAGGUACCCAACUGCGACGCCUGCUCCCCCACAAGCGAGUUUCAGUGCGCGAGGUGCGCGGCCGGCUACAUCAUGAACGGCGGCCAAUGCUCCCCUGCGACGUACUGCGGCGUCACGAACUGCAUCGCGUGCGUGAGUGCGAACCCUAACCGGUGCGCGACGUGCGAGAAGGGCUACAUGAUUACGAGCAGCGGUCUGUGCGCCGCGAGGCGGAGGAACGCUGCCGCGGCCCCGACUACUGCCAUGUGGACCGCCGCCGCUGCCGCCGCCGUUGCCGUUGUGUACGCGCUGUGA
Molecule: messenger RNA, 553 nt
Organism: Leptomonas pyrrhocoris
Lineage: Eukaryota; Euglenozoa; Kinetoplastea; Trypanosomatida; Trypanosomatidae
Product: surface antigen-like protein
Exons: 1
Coding region: 170-553 (127 amino acids)
Source: RefSeq, a predicted model, not a curated record